Molecule: messenger RNA, 10051 nt
Organism: Gavialis gangeticus (Gharial)
Lineage: Eukaryota; Metazoa; Chordata; Crocodylia; Gavialidae
Gene: UNC80
Product: unc-80 homolog, NALCN activator
Exons: 64
Coding region: 31-9822 (3263 amino acids)
Biological process (GO): monoatomic cation homeostasis
Cellular component (GO): cation channel complex; axon
Molecular function (GO): monoatomic cation channel activity
Source: RefSeq, a predicted model, not a curated record
GGCGGGCGGGCAGGGGACGCCGGCCCCGCCAUGGUGAAGAGGAAGAGCUCGGAGGGGCCGGAGCAGGAGAGCGGCCGCGGCGUCCCCCUGCCCAUCCAGACCUUCCUGUGGAGGCAGACCAGUGCAUUUUUGAGGCCUAAAUUGGGGAAACAAUAUGAAGCUUCCUGUGUGUCUUUUGAAAGAGUUUUAGUGGAGAACAAACUACAUGGUCUUUCUCCGGCCCUUUCUGAAGCCAUCCAAAGCAUUUCUCGCUGGGAACUGGUGCAAGCUGCCUUACCACAUGUACUGCACUGCACAGCAACAUUGCUGUCUAACCGAAACAAGCUAGGACAUCAGGAUAAGCUUGGAGUAGCAGAGACUAAGUUGCUUCACACUCUCCACUGGAUGCUGUUGGAGGCUCCUCAAGACUGCAGCAAUGACCGGUUUGGAGGAGACCGAGGCUCCAGCUGGGGAGGGAGUAGUAGCGCCUUUAUUCAUCAGAUUGAAAACCAGGGAUCGCCAGGACACCCCAGGCACAGCAUCUCUAACGAUGAGGAAGAGAAUAACAGGAGGAGGUUCUUUCAGAAUUCCAUGGCUACGGUGGAGCUCUUUGUGUUCCUGUUUGCUCCAUUGGUCCACAGAAUUAAGGAGUCUGACCUAACUUUUCGGCUGGCCAGUGGCCUUAUUAUUUGGCAGCCUAUGUGGGAACACAGGCAGCCUGAGGUUUCUGCCUUCACUGCUCUGGUUAAACCAAUUAGGAACUUUAUAACAGCCAAGAGAAGUUCUCCAACCAACAGUCAGAGCUUGUCUUGUGAAUCCCCCAAUUUGGACACGGGGCAAACAGAGGGUCUCCAGGUGGUGUGUGAAACAGCCCAACCAGAUUCUGUACCUCAUAAAGCUACUAUUUCAGCAUGUCACCGUGGAAACUCCUUGGAUGGAAGUGUAUCAUCUCAAACAUCUCAGGACAGAGGCCCCCCACAUCCCAGGAUUUCUGUGGUGAUCCCGCCAUGCCAAAAGUCCCGCUAUGCCACUUAUUUUGAUGUGGCUGUGCUCCGCUGUUUGCUGCAGCCUCAUUGGUCAGAGGAGGGUACACAGUGGUCUCUCAUGUACUAUCUGCAAAGACUGAGGCAUAUGCUACAGGAAAAGCCAGAGAAACCACCUGAGCCAGAGAUCACUCCCUUGCCAAGACCCCGCAGCAGUUCAAUGGUGGCUGCUGCACCCUCUCUGGUAAAUACGCAUAAAACUCAGGAUCUCACAAUGAAAUGCAAUGAAGAAGAAAAAUCACUCAGCACUGAGGCCUUUUCCAAGGUGUCACUGACCAACCUACGCAGGCCUGCAGUUCCAGAUCUCUCCACAGACCUGGGAAUGAACAUCUUUAAGAAGUUCAAGAGCCGCAAAGAAGAUAGGGAGCGCGAGCGCAAGGGAUCAAUUCCUUACCACCACACAGGGAAAAAACGUCAGCGAAGAAUGGGUGUGCCCUUUCUCCUUCAUGAGGACCAUCUGGACGUGUCGCCCACUCGCAGCACAUUUUCCUUCGGCAGCUUCUCCGGGAUUGGGGAGGAUCGGCGUGGCAUUGAGAGGGGAGGAUGGCAGACCACCAUAUUAGGAAAGUUUACCAGACGGGGAAGCUCUGACACGCCUACGGAGAUGGAGAGCCUGAGUGCUAGGCAUUCACACUCUCAUCAUACUCUCGUCACUGAUUUGCCUGACCACUCAAACAGCCAUGGAGAGAAUACAGUCAAAGAAGUACGCUCCCAAAUCUCCACCAUUACAGUGGCAACUUUCAACACCACAUUAGCCUCAUUCAAUGUGGGCUAUGCAGAUUUCUUCAGUGAGCACAUGCGAAAACUCUGCAAUCAAGUACCUAUUCCAGAGAUGCCCCAUGAACCACUGGCAUGUGCCAACCUCCCACGGAGUUUGACUGACUCCUGCAUCAAUUAUAGCUGCUUGGAGGACACAGAUCACAUCGAUGGAACCAAUAAUUUUGUCCACAAGAAUGGAAUGCUGGAUCUUUCGGUAGUUCUGAAGGCUGUUUACUUAGUUCUGAACCAUGACAUUACCUCCCGCAUUUGUGACGUGGCACUGAACAUUGUUGAAUGCCUGCUUCAGCUUGGUGUGGUGCCCUGUGUGGAGAAAGUCAGAAGGAAGAGUGAGAACAAAGAAAAUGAGGCCCCUGAAAAGAGACCAAGUGAAGGAUCCUUCCAGAUCAAGGGGGCCACAUCAGGUGGCUCUGCCUCUGGAUUUGUGGCUCCCUCAGUCAGUGGAGCUGGAGAUGGAGGAGAAGAAGGUGGAGGCGGUGGAGGGGGAGGUGGUGGAGGCGAUGGAGGUGGAGGAGGUGGCAGCGGUGGCGGUGGAGGUCCUUAUGAAAAGAACGACAAAAAACAAGAGAAGGAUGAAACCACUCCAAUAAGCACCCAUCGGCUGGCACUAACUAUGCUGAUCAAAAUAGUGAAAUCCUUGGGCUGUGCUUAUGGCUGUGGAGAAGGACACCGAGGGCUCUCUGGAGAUCGCCUGAGACACCAGGUAUUCCGGGAGAAUGCUCAGAAUUGCCUCACAAAGCUGUACAAGCUGGAUAAGAUGCAGUUCCGUCAGACCAUGAGGGACUAUGUGAACAGAGAUUCCCUCAAUAACGUGGUGGAUUUUCUUCAUGCUUUGCUAGGAUUCUGCAUGGAGCCAGUCACUGACAACAAGGCUGGAUUUGGCAAUAACUUCACCACAGUGGACAACAAAUCUACUGCACAAAGUGUGGAAGGAAUUAUAGUCAGUGCCAUGUUCAAGUCCCUGAUCACUCGCUGUGCCUCUACUACACAUGAACUUCAUAGCCCUGAAAAUCUGGGAUUAUACUGUGACAUCCGACAGUUGGUCCAAUUUAUCAAGGAGGCUCAUGGAAAUGUCUUUAGAAGGGUGGCACUCAGUGCCCUUUUGGAUAGUGCUGAAAAAUUAAUACCAGGGAAGAAAACAGAGGAAACAGAGCAGGAGCCAAAACCUUCAGGGAGCAAAAGAUCUGAGGUGGGAAGCAUUGUUAUUGAUAAGGGACAGGCAUCGUCUGCCCCCGAUGAAUGUCGCAGUUACCUCUCCAGCCGUCCACUGCAGACUCCAGAGCAUGACGAGCAAAUGCAAGGGGCUGUUCUGGGACGCAAGGACUUCUGGCGGAAGAUGUUUAAGUCACAGAGUGCAGCAAGUGAUACAAGUAGCCAGUCAGAGCAGGAUACAUCAGAAUGCACCACAGCUCACUCUGGGACAACCACUGAAAGGCGCUCUCGCUCCCGUUCCCGACGGAUCUCUCUCCGAAAGAAACUCAAACUCCCCAUAGGUAAAUGGAACUGGCUGAAGCGGUCCUCCCUCUCUGGAUUGGCUGAUGGAGUGGAAGACCUCCUGGAUAUCAGCUCUGUAGACCGUCUUUCUUUCAUCAGGCAGAGUUCCAAGGUGAAAUUCACUAGUGCAGUGAAGCUGUCAGAAGGAGGACCUGGAGGUGGCCUAGAGAAUGGGCGAGAUGAAGAGGAGAAUUUCUUCAAGCGUCUUGGUUGCCACGGUUUUGAUGAUCAUUUGGCCUCCAACCAGGAAGGUGGAAAAUCUAAAAAUGUAGUGAACCUGGGAGCAAUAAGACAAGGCAUGAAGCGCUUUCAAUUUCUUCUGAACUGCUGUGAGCCAGGCACAAUCCCUGAUGCCUCAAUCCUGGCAGCUGCACUUGAUCUUGAAGCUCCUGUGGUGGCAAGAGCAGCCCUCUUCCUAGAAUGUGCUCGCUUUGUUCACCGCUGCAACCGUGGCAAUUGGCCAGAGUGGAUGAAAGGGCAUCAUGUGAACAUCACAAAGAAAGGGCUGUCCCGUGGACGUUCCCCUAUAGUGGGAAAUAAACGGAACCAGAAGCUGCAAUGGAAUGCAGCCAAACUGUUCUACCAGUGGGGAGAUGCAAUUGGCGUCCGACUCAAUGAGCUGUGCCAUGGGGAGAGUGAAAGCCCCGCCAAUCUGCUGGGCCUCAUUUAUGAUGAGGAGACCAAGCGAAGACUGAGAAAGGAGGAUGAGGAGGAAGACUUUUUAGAUGACAGCACUGUGAAUCCCACCAAAUGUUGUUGUCCUUUUGCCCUGAAGAUGGCAGCAUGCCAGCUUCUCCUGGAGAUCACCACUUUUCUCCGAGAGACUUUUCCCUACAUGCCUAGGCCACGUACUGAGCCUCUUGUGGAUCUUGAGAGCUGCAGGUUGCGUUUGGACCCUGAGAUGGACCGGCACCGAUAUGAGAGGAAGAUCAGCUUUGCUGGGGUUCUUGAUGAAAAUGAAGACUCAAAAGAUUCUCUGCACAGCAGCAGCCACACCCUGAAAUCUGACACUGGCUGUGAAGAGAAGAAAGAAGGGAGCCCUUGGAGCGCAAGUGAGCCUAGCAUUGAGCCCGAGGUGCUGAGCAGCACAGGCACAGAGGAGAAUUACCAUCGGAACAUGUCCUGGCUGCAUGUCAUGAUCCUACUGUGCAACCAGCAGAGUUUUAUAUGUACCCACAUUGAUUACUGCCACCCCCAUUGCUAUCUACACCACAGCCGCUCCUGUGCCCGGCUAGUUCGGGCCAUCAAACUCCUGUACGGUGACACAGUGGACUCUCUCAGAGAAAGCAACACACUGAAUAGUGUGGCAAGGGGAAAAAAACAGAAGGAGUGCUCAGACAAAUCAUGCCUAAGAACUCCAUCUCUAAAGAAGAGAGUUAUAGACAUCAACUUGGAAGGAAAGAAGGACUCUGGAAUGUUGAAAUACAUCAGGCAUCAGGUAAUGAGCCUGUCCCCAGCGCCUUUGUCACUGUUAAUCAAGGCAGCUCCUAUCCUCACAGAAGAAAUGUAUGGGGACAUCCAGCCUGCUGCCUGGGAACUGCUGCUCAGUGUGGAUGAGCAUAUGGCAGGAGCAGCAGCUGCCAUGUUCCUACUGUGUGCUGUGAAAGUGCCAGAAGCUGUUUCUGAUAUGCUGAUGUCUGAAUUUCAUCACCCUGAGACAGUGCAAAGACUGAAUGCCAUUCUCAAAUUCCACACUCUCUGGAGAUUUAGAUAUCAAGUCUGGCCUCGAAUGGAGGAGGGAGCUCAACAGAUCUUUAAGAUUCCUCCACCAAGUAUAAACUUCACCCUGCCCUCUCCAGUCCUGGGAAUGCCCUCUGUGCCAAUGUUUGACCCACCUUGGGUCCCACAGUGCAGUGGGAGUGUACAAGACCCCAUCAAUGAAGACCAGUCUAAGUCAUUUUCGGCCCGGGCAGUGUCACGUUCUCAUCAGCGAGCAGAGCAUAUCCUGAAGAACCUACAGCAAGAGGAGGAAAAGAAACGCCUGGGCCGGGAGGCCAGUCUGAUCACUGCCAUUCCCAUCACCCAGGAGGCAUGUUAUGAGCCCACCUGCAACCCAAAUUCAGAGCAGGAGGAGGAAGUAGAAGAAGUUGCCAACCUGGCAUCCCGCCGUCUCUCUGUGAGUCCCUCCUGCACAUCUAGCACUUCUCACAGGAAUUAUUCCUUCCGUCGUGGCUCUGUCUGGUCAGUGCGUUCAGCGGUCAGUAAUGAAGAUGAGGAACACACUACAGAGCAUACUCCAAAUCAUCAUGUGCCCCAGCCUCCCCAGGCAGUGUUCCCAGCAUGCAUCUGUGCAGCUGUGCUUCCCAUUGUCCAUCUGAUGGAAGAUGGAGAAGUCCGGGAGGAUGGAGUCGCAGUGAGUGCUGUGGCUCAGCAAGUCUUAUGGAACUGCCUGAUUGAAGAUCCCUCAACAGUUCUGCGGCAUUUCCUGGAGAAACUCACAAUAAGCAAUCGACAGGAUGAGUUGAUGUACAUGCUGAGGAAGCUUCUACUAAACAUCGGAGACUUUCCUGCCCAGACAUCUCAUAUCCUCUUUAACUACUUGGUGGGACUGAUAAUGUAUUUUGUACGUACCCCAUGCGAAUGGGGCAUGGAUGCCAUUUCAGCAACUCUGACCUUCCUGUGGGAAGUGGUGGGUUAUGUAGAGGGCCUGUUCUUCAAAGAUCUGAAGCAGACUAUGAAGAAGGAGCAGUGUGAAGUAAAACUGCUGGUGACUGCCUCAAUGCCAGGCACAAAGACCUUGGUAGUGCAUGGGCAGAAUGAAUGUGACAUCCCAACCCAGCUACCUGUACAUGAGGACACACAAUUUGAAGCUCUUCUGAAGGAGUGCUUGGAAUUUUUUAAUAUACCUGAAACUCAGUCUUCUCAUUAUUUUUUAAUGGAUAAACGAUGGAACCUUAUUCAUUACAACAAGACCUAUGUUCGUGAUAUUUAUCCUUUCCGGAGAUCGGUAUCUCCUCAGCUGAACUUGGUACAGAUGCACCCAGAAAAGGGCCAGGAGCUCAUUCAGAAACAGGUGUUCACCCGCAAGCUGGAGGAAGUAGGGCGAGUGUUGUUUCUGAUAUCACUCACCCAGAAAAUCCCUACUGCCCACAAACAGUCCCAUGUCUCUAUGCUCCAAGAGGACCUUCUGCGCCUGCCUUCCUUCCCAAGAAGUGCCAUUGAUGCAGAAUUCUCACUCUUCAGUGAUCCUCAAGCUGGGAAGGAGCUGUUUGGCCUUGAUACUCUUCAGAAAAGCCUGUGGAUUAAGCUCCUGGAGGAGAUGUUUCUUGGUAUGCCCAGCGAGUUUCCUUGGGGGGAUGAAAUCAUGCUUUUCCUAAAUGUCUUUAAUGGAGCCUUGAUCCUGCACCCAGAGGACAGCGCUUUGCUGAGGCAAUAUGCUGCUACUGUCAUCAACACUGCUGUGCACUUCAACCAUCUAUUCUCCCUCAGUGGAUACCAAUGGAUCCUUCCCACCAUGCUGCAGGUAUAUGCUGACUAUGAAAGCAACCCUCAGUUACGCCAAGCAAUUGAGUUUGCCUGCCGCCAGUUCUACAUUCUACAUCGCAAGCCCUUUAUCCUACAGCUAUUUGCUAGUGUAGCUCCUCUUCUGGAAUUCCCCGAUGCCACAAACAAUGGACCCAGUAAAGGGGUAUCAGCUCAGUGCCUGUUUGAUCUGCUGCAGUCUCUAGAGGGAGACACACCUGACAUUUUGGACAUCUUAGAGCUGGUGAAAGCAGAAAAGCCUCUCAAAUCAUUAGAUUUCUGUUAUGGAAAUGAAGAUCUGACCUUUUCUAUCAGUGAAGCCAUCAAGCUGUGUGUAACAGUGGUGGCAUAUGCUCCUGAAUCAUUCAGAAGCCUCCAGAUGCUGAUGGUUUUGGAAGCACUAGUUCCCUGCUAUCUGCAGAAACUGAAGAGGCAGACCUCACAAGUCGAGACUGUAACAGCUGCUCGCGAGGAAAUUGCUGCAACUGCUGCCCUUGCCACAUCUUUGCAGGCCCUUUUGUACAGUGUGGAAGUCCUCACCAGACCCAUGACUGCUCCCCAGAUGAGCAGGUGCGACCAAGGCCAUAAAGGUACCACAACAGCCAACCACACCAUGUCGUCAGGGGUGAACACCAGGUACCCAGAACAGGGAGCCAAACUACACUUCAUCAGGGAAAACCUUCACUUGCUGGAGGAGGGCCAAGGUCUCCCCCGAGAGGAGCUGGAUGAGCGAAUUGCCAGGGAGGAGUUCAGGAGGCCCCGGGAAUCCCUGCUGAACAUCUGUACAGAGUUCUACAAGCACUGUGGCCCCCGGCUGAAGAUUUUGCAGAACCUAGCUGGAGAGCCCAGGGUGACUUCCCUGGAGCUGCUGGAUGUGAAGUCACAUAUGAGGUUGGCAGAAAUUGCACAUUCCCUUCUGAAGCUGGCACCUUAUGACACCCAGACGAUGGAAAGCCGUGGGCUCCGGCGCUACAUCAUGGAGAUGCUGCCCAUCACAGAUUGGACAGCUGAGGCCGUGAGACCUGCCCUUAUCCUCAUCUUAAAGAGACUGGAUCGUAUGUUCAAUAAAAUUCACAAGAUGCCUACUUUGAGGCGACAGGUUGAGUGGGAGCCUGCCAGCAAUUUGAUUGAAGGGGUUUGUUUGACACUUCAGAGGCAGCCAAUCAUAUCCUUCCUGCCUCACCUUAGGUCACUGAUCAAUGUCUGUGUCAAUCUGGUGAUGGGAGUGGUAGGACCUUCCAGUGUUGCUGAUGGAUUACCCCUUCUUCAUCUCAGCCCUUAUCUCUCGCCACCUCUGCCCUUCAGCACAGCUGUUGUCCGGCUUGUAGCAUUGCAAAUACAGGCUUUGAAAGAAGAUUUUCCCCUAAGCCAUGUGAUCUCCCCAUUCACCAAUCAGGAGAGAAGGGAAGGAAUGCUUUUAAACCUACUGAUUCCAUUUGUCCUCACAGUAGGAUCUGGAAGCAAAGACAGCCCGUGGCUGGAGCAGCCUGAAGUCCUGCUGCUGCUCCAGACUGUUAUUAAUAUCCUCCUACCACCUCGCAUCAUUAGCACAUCCCGCAGCAAGAACUUCAUGCUGGAGAGUUCUCCUGCACACUGCUCCACCCCCGGGGAUGCUGGGAAGGAUCUGCGCAGGGAGGGACUUGCAGAGUCCACCAGCCAGGCAGCUUACUUGGCCCUGAAAGUGAUUCUUGUUUGCUUUGAGCGCCAGCUUGGCAGCCAGUGGUACUGGCUGAGCCUACAAGUCAAAGAGAUGGCCUUGCGGAAAGUGGGCGGGCUUGCCCUGUGGGAUUUCCUUGAUUUCAUCGUUCGGACCCGUAUCCCAAUCUUUGUGCUCCUGCGGCCCUUCAUUCAGUGCAAGCUGCUUGCCCAACCAGCAGAGAAUCAUGAGGAACUGACUGCCCGACAACACAUUGCUGACCAGCUAGAGCGGCGCUUCAUCCCACGCCCUUUGUGCAAGAGCUCCCUCAUUGCAGAAUUCAACAAUGAGCUAAAGAUCCUGAAGGAAGCAGUGCACAGUGGGUCAGCCUAUCAAGGGAAGACCUCGAUCAGCACUGUAGGCACCUCCACCUCUGCCUACCGCCUGAGCCUUGCUACCAUGUCCCGCUCCAACACAGGCACUGGCACAGUCUGGGAGCAGGACAGUGAGCCUUCACAGCAAGCUUCGCAGGACACUCUGAGCCGGACCGAUGAGGAGGAUGAAGAAAAUGACUCAGUGAGCAUGCCCAGUGUGGUAAGUGAACAGGACGCAUACCUUAUGAGUGCCAUUGGGAGGAGGCGAUUCUCCAGCCAUAUCUCCAGCAUGUCUGCACCUCAGGCUGAGGUGGGCCUGUUACCCAGCCAAAGUGAACCUAAUGUCCUCGAUGACUCCCAGGGCCUGGCCGCUGAGGGCAGCCUCUCUAGGGUAGCAAGUGUUCAAAGUGAACCAGGACAACAGAAUCUUCUUCUUCAGCAACCUCUGGGGAGAAAGAGAGGCCUGAGGCAGCUUCGAAGGCCUCUUCUGUCACGUCAGAAGACCCAAACUGAACCUCGUAACCGUCAUGGGGCUCGACUUUCAACAACUCGUCGAAGCAUACAGCCAAAAACAAAACCAAGUGUGGAUCAAAAGCGAUCAGUGACUUUCACUGAAGCUCAGACAGAUGUAACAGCACCCUCAACAGCAGAUGCCACACCAGUGGUAGCCCAGCAGCUGGCUGGCAGCAGAAGCAGCCCUGCCCAAGUCAGCAAGCAGGAAGCUGUGAAUCAACCUGUCCUGACCUCUUCUCCUGCCAUUGUUGUGGCUGAUCUCCACCAGACCACCAGCCAGACUGAGGCACUUUCUGCAGAGAAGGAAAAAGACAAAGAGGAGGAUUUGGAGUCCAGGCCAGGACCAGCACACAGCGCCACACAACUUUCUGACACCGAAGACUUCACAGGUCUAGAGACUACCAGCUUGCUGCAGCAUGGAGACACUGUCCUUCACAUCAGUGAAGAGAAUGGGAUGGAGAAUCCUCUUCUUUCUAGUCACUUCACCUACACACAUGUUGAGCUCGGGGAGACUGAUGUUGACCUGGAUGAGUCCCAUGUUUAAACGACUGGGCACUGCAGUAACGGGGAGGAAAGAUAAUGUAGAGUCUUGUUAGAGAAAAUGGACCUUCUCCACAUUGUUUCUUACUACUUAAAAAGCACUUUACAACCAACAGAGGAAAUACAUAAUGGCCUGUUUAAUAUAGACAAGUAAAUGUGUUUUAGACAACAAGAGCCAACCUUUUUCUUUUGAUAAAUCCACUUAGGAUCAGAGCAGACUACAAAAACCAGAG